Molecule: messenger RNA, 1125 nt
Organism: Closterium sp. Yama58-4
Lineage: Eukaryota; Viridiplantae; Streptophyta; Zygnematophyceae; Desmidiales; Closteriaceae
Source: the annotation of a GenBank genome assembly
AUGGCGACUCGCCUUCAGCCUUUGUUCUUCGCCACCCAUAUCAGAUCUGCCGUCCGUUCUACGGCCCCUCCGCUAGUCUCCGCCUUCCCCCUCACGUUCCCGCGCAUUCCCCCCGCAAGUGCCGUGCGCACCACUUCCCCAUGCGUCCUCCCCCGCUCGCCCCUCCGCGGGGCACCUUCCCGCGCGCGGAUCUGCUCGUCGCCACGAACAGCGGCGGCACGUGCGGCGGCAGGGGGCGACGAGCCGCUUCCCGCAGGAGGUGACCCGGCGUUGGCAGCAGCGGCGUGGGAGGCGCUGGUAGCGGUGCGCGCGAGCCGCCCUCUGGUUCACUGCAUCACCAACUUCGUUUCGAUGGAUGCUGCUGCCAACACCCUUCUCGCCGCAGGCGCUGCCCCGGCCAUGGUGCAUUCCUUAGAAGAGGUGGAGGAGUUUGCCAGCCUGGCAUCGGCGCUCUACGUGAACAUCGGCACGCUGAGCCCUGAUUGGGUGGACUCCAUGAAACGGGCAGCCAAAGUUAUUUCUGCCUGGAAUCGGCCGUGGGUCCUGGACCCUGUGGGUUGUGGUGCCACGUCAUACCGAACCAAGACCUCAGCAGAGCUCCUGGCGCUGAGACCAACGGUGGUGAGAGGCAAUGCGUCGGAAGUUCUGGCUCUCGCGGGUGCUGUCAGCGCAAACACCCGGGGAGUAGACAGCACAGUAGCGUCAACAGCAGCAGUGGCAGCAGCACAACAACUGGCAGCAGAGUGGGGGACCGUGGUGGCAGUGUCAGGAGCAACAGACUUUAUCACCAACGGUCACACCGUGCUGGCGUGUCACAACGGGGUGCCACUCCUUCAAGCCAUCACCGCCACGGGCUGCAGUGUCACUGCUCUCAUUGCUGCUUUCGUUGCUGCUGCUGCUGCUGCUGCUGCGGAUGCUGAUGCUGCCCCGGGUGGUCCUGUUUCCCCGCCCCUCCUCGCCACGGCCUCUGCUCUCGCUAUCUCCGGGCUCGCAUCAGAAGCGGCUUCAGCAGCUCCAGGCGUGAAAGGCCCAGGAUCCCUGCGGGUUGGCCUCAUGGAUGCUUUGUACUCGCUAACACAGGAGCAGGUCAUUCAAGGAGUAAAACUACACUCCAUUCCAACGUAA